Molecule: messenger RNA, 2335 nt
Organism: Opisthorchis viverrini
Lineage: Eukaryota; Metazoa; Platyhelminthes; Trematoda; Opisthorchiida; Opisthorchiidae
Exons: 9
Coding region: 71-2239 (722 amino acids)
Source: RefSeq, a predicted model, not a curated record
AACAGAUGCCGAGAAAUACCGAGCUCCAUACUGUGCUGGAGGGAGUGACGACUUCACCGAUUCUGAAGAUAUGGAUCCCGGAAAACUACCAUUCUACCCUUCUGAUGGAUUCACUGCCGUGUUUGUGAACUCUGGAAUGGAUGAUGUUGAGAAAAUUACCUUCCACGAUGAUAAAAAGCAGGACUGUGUCAUAGAAAAACAAUGUUUUGACGGAUUGUGUGAGGUCACUGUCGCAAUACACCGCCAGAUCAAAGUAUCCCUCACUGAACGUGGUGAGGCGCUUGGGGGCAUCAUUCAACUGAAACUUGAUCAGCGAACAGAAAAGACCGAACCCAACGCCUAUAUUCUGGUUGCUUCCCGUGCAGUGCACGCGCGUGACAGCCGGGUGGUGAAACAACGUGUGGUACUUCUGAAGGGGAACCGAUACAUAUCCGAAGCAGAACUCGUGACUGAUGAGGCCUACCUGUCAAAACGUUGUCAGCAAACGAGAGUGACUAUUAGGCGCAGUCAAAACGAGGUGAUCGUAAAGUUUCUCUCAUGGCCAGAACAUGAAUUGGUAGGUCCAUCGAGCACGCGAAGUGAGACAGCGUUGAAGAUUUUGACGAAACCUUGUAAUAAAUCCAACAAAGGAGCCGAAUAUCGCGGAGCAUCUAUUCCUAGUCCUUUGGAGGUAUAUGCCGACAACCGAGUGAUGAAUUUAAAGGCAAAAAACUGUUUCUUGGUUGAAAAAGAGGGCUUGAAUGGCAUUGACAGUAAAGAACUGGGUAUUUCACGCUUGAAUGUCCUACCACGAAUAACUCAUUGCGCGCCCGCCCCUGUCGAACGCCACCUACGUAGCCCUCCAUACUCCUACGAACACCGCAUUUGUCCGCUGGGUUACAGACUGAAAGUUGACAAGCCAAGCAGACAACUGAUCGCGGAUUUACACGACCCCGUUUGUGUACCGUGCGGUGAGAAUAGCUACACCGAUGAAAAAGAACCUGUUCACGAAUGUAAUGAAUGCCCCUAUGAUCGACCGUCAACCUAUUCUGUAGAACUGGCAACACCUGUGCAGUGCUCCAAUGAUUUGCUCAACAAAAUUCGCGGAAAAUUUCUACGCGGCGAACUCCUGGAGGACGAUCUAAACUCUGGUUUGGGAAAGCAGACGAAGCAAACAAGGGAGACGUGGUGGACUUCUCAUUAUCCGGACGACGAUGUGGACUAUCUUGAACAUCUCUAUCCAAGCGAAGAAUACCUAGACGAGCAACGAAAAGCUGUCAGAUUCGUUAAGUCGUUAACACAGCUGACAUUUUCCGAAAUGGAGCUCUUCCUCAUGCUGGGUAUCUCAUUGGUCAUUGCCGUGAUGGGAAUCGUCUCUGCUCUGCUCAUUCUGGCUGCGCUGACUCCGAAACCACGUUGUCCAGCUCAAGGCUUCUAUGGCCCCUAUCCAAACCGCUGGGAACGCAUCAACCUGAUUGUCUACUGUGCUUUUGUGCAGUGGCUGCUCAGAAUUCGCUGGCUACUGCAAAAAACACUGAGAAGGUUUCACCAGGAUAUUGUCAGUGUUGCUGCCUGGAUUAAACACAGCAGAAUAAGUCUAACGAUUCAAGCUGGCAAAAGAAAGGUAACAAACGAGGUCUUACAAAAACUAGAAGAACUACAUGAACCACCGUUUGGCGAUGAACAAACGGUAACGGCACAACUGUUGUCUAAGAUCACACUCGAUCGGAUUGUCGAGUUUGCAAUUCGAGAUUUGAACAGAAGACGAGAGAUUAGAUGCAAGUUGCAAGCUGAAUAUGAACGAUGGCGAAAGGAAGUUACUGAAGCCGAAGAAGAAGCUCGUGAAGCCGAACUGGCUGCUGUUGAGGCUCAAGAAGAAGUUCAGGAGAUGAGAGAGCAUUUGGCAGAACUGAGCGACGAAGAGCGAAAAGCACAGGCUAUGCCACACUUGAAAGCAGCUCGGCGGCGCUCACGACGGCUGUACCUACGUGCAGCUGACCUCCGCCAGCAGUACAAUAACCGGCUAUCUGAGUUCAUAAGUUUCCGGGAUGCAGAGCUCUUGGAAGACGAGCGGGCGCUAUAUGGCUUAAGUGCAGAGGAUCGAAGGGCGAUUAUCAAUGCAGCGCCGGAACUACGAGCCUACUUGAGACUACCAAGGUAUCACAGCCCAGCCUUCUUCUUCCUGUAUUCCAGCAGGGAGUAUGAGUUGAGACGGCGAGAAACAAAGUAUCCUGCUCCACAGAAAACUAUAAGCUAUUGAGAAUAGUCAAUCGAAUUUUCGGGGAUAGGUCAAAACACUUUUGAAUGUUGUUUUUUCAGAUCAUCUUCGCGUUUCAAUAAGUUAUUUUCAGAAAAC